AUGGCGAUUGAGAACUCUGUGAUUGUUCCAGCAUACCACGAAAGGCUUAACAUCAAGCCUGUGACAACUAGACUUUUUGCUGCUCUUGGAAAUGAAGGUUCUAAAACUACAGAAUUGAUCUUUGUUGAUGAUAACUCCAAGGAUGGAUCUGUGGAAGAGGUAGAAGCUCUGCAAAAACAAGGUUACAAUGUCAAGAUUAUCGUGAGAACCGAUGAGAGAGGUCUUUCAUCUGCGGUCUUGAAGGGUUUCCACGACGCCCAGGGCCAAUAUUUGAUUUGCAUGGAUGCCGAUCUGCAGCAUCCUCCAGAGAGUGUUCCCCAAUUGUUGGACGUUUUGAGAAAGCAUGCCUUCGUCUUGGGUACGAGAUACGCACCAGGUGUCGGAAUCGACAAAGAUUGGCCUUUGUACCGCCGUGUGAUCUCGUCCGGCGCUCGUAUGAUGGCCAGACCUUUAACCACAGCUUCGGACCCCAUGAGCGGAUUUUUCGGUCUCCAGAAAAAAUAUUUGUUGGACACUGAGGCCAAGGAGAUCAAUGCUCAAGGUUUCAAGAUCGCCUUGGAUUUGCUUGUUAAAUUGCCAUUGCCAAAGAGCAACGCUAUUGGCGAAGUGCCCUUCUCCUUCGGUGUUAGAACCGAGGGUGAAUCCAAGUUGUCAGGUAAAGUUAUUGUUCAAUAUUUGCAGCAAUUGCAAGAACUUUAUGUUUACAAGUACGGUGCUAACAACUUGGUUCUGUUCCUCAUUUUCUGGAUCAUCCUUGCGCUUUACGCAUUUUUCAAAAUGGUUUCUUUCCUACAUUGA
Lachancea nothofagi CBS 11611 is the source of this 798-nucleotide messenger RNA. The record is from the annotation of a GenBank genome assembly. NCBI's taxonomy places the organism in Eukaryota, Fungi, Ascomycota, Saccharomycetes, Saccharomycetales, Saccharomycetaceae.